UUGGAUAGCUUCCAAACUCUCAACUUUUUCGUUCAACAAGACGCGCAAAAAUAUUGAUUAAUUAAUUUACCACUAAAAUAAAGUAUGUAAUGAUACUGUUCGUUAGCGUUUUCUAUAUAACAGAGUCCAUUUACGAAGUGCUGUGGCCUCUUCUCAUUUCACUCUCCAGUCUCCACUCAGGUCCCAAAAAGUGGUAUUGAAGUAUAAUUAGCAUGGAAGACUCCAGUCAAAGUGGAUUCAAGUGUGAUGAAGAAAAGGCAUUAAAUAAUUUGCUUGAUGCAUUUGGCUCUGCAUUUUCUCUUGAAGAAAUAGCUUCUGCAUUUUGUAAGGCCAAACAGGAUGCAGACUUGGCUGGUGUAUUAUUGUCUGACAUGCAGAUGAGCUCCUCAACCUCAACAACAAAUUCACCUGAUGCUGAUGCCGGGGUUGAAGCAUGUGCAAAAUCAUCAGAUGGUUUCUCCUCUGAGAAUUCCUCUCAAGAAGGAUAUUCCAAGGAUCCAAAGCCCGAGUUUCACCCACUUUCAGUAGGCACUGUUUCAAGCAGGCUUGGUAAGGAUUAUGUAAGAUCCAUCCAAUCAUCAAAUAUGUCUCAUCAUGGAACGACUAAGGCAUUGAAGUUGGAUGCAAAUUUGCUGGCAAUGUCUGAAAUCCUGGUUGCUGACUGUGAGCCAAAUAUUUCAAACCAUAAUCAGCCUGACCAGGACAUGAAGAUUUCGUAUUUAAAAUGCUUGGACAUGGUUUUCAGCUUGACAGAGAGAAGAUACGGGAAGUUCUGGAUAAUUGCGGUUAUGAUAUGAAAAAGAGCAUGGAUAAAUUGAUGGGCGAAUCAAUUUUAACUUCUGAUGAAGUGGCACGUGUCGUUGGCGAAUUUUCUGGAAGGUCGACAGAUAGGGAACGAAAAUCUGAAGUACCUUCAUAUGAAAUAAAGUCACAGAAUGUAAAUUAUCCGGGAAGCAAAGUUUCAAACGAUGGAGUUGAUUUACAUUGGCACAGGAAAGAUAGAGAAGAGCUUCAGCAAGAAGUCUUGACUUCUUUGUCUCAAAUUUGUGAGCAUUCUGAAGAGUCUUCUAAGAAAAUAAUUGAGGGUGGGAAAAAGCUUUCACCUUACAGAGAAGUGGUAAAUGAACCUCCUGAAGACUCCCCGGAAGAAUACGAGACUGACACAAAUUACUUGGGACAAGAAAACAUAGGUGAUCCGGAAGAUGAAGAUGAGUACCAGAAUCUCCGUAAAGCUGUGAAGGAGUACCGAGCAACAAUGAUUGAAUAUCAUAGAGCAGCUGUUGAUGCAUCUGUGAAAGGGGAUUCUGUCAAAGCAAAGAAACUUAUGGAGGAGGGGCAACUUUUUCUCACAAAAGCACGUGAAGCAGAUGACGAAUCUAAUAAAAUGAUUGUUGAAACUAAGAAUGGAGAGUCACAAGAUUUUAUGGUUGACUUACGUCAACAGGGUCCGAAGGAGAUUUUACGAGUAAUAAAGUGCCAUUUGUCUCUAUCUGCUGCUUUCAAGUACCUCAAGGUUAUUAUUGAUGAAAGUAAUCAAGAUUUCUCUGAAGGUUCUCCGAGUCAAAAAAGAAAAAGACGGAUCGUGAAGCUGUUAGAAAAGGAGUCUUUAGCGUGGGAUGAAGGGGAGACUGUGGGUACAAUCAUGGUCUGCUUGGAUAAAAUAGGCCAUACAAAGCCAGAGUAAUGUGCUCAUUGGCAUGGAACCAUUAAGUGCUAGUUACAGUACUUGGUCUUGAGCAUGAGGCCAUGAAUGAAAAUUUGGGUUUUCUUCAUUUGAGAGAGAGAGGGGGGGGGGGAAGUUGGAUUUGAGUGUGUUGAGGUUUUUUUUUUUUUUUUUGUGAAU
This is a messenger RNA of Prosopis cineraria, 1843 nucleotides long. Its product is annotated as putative nuclear RNA export factor SDE5. The coding region runs from base 725 to 1684 and encodes 319 amino acids. The record is from RefSeq and is a predicted model, not a curated record. NCBI's taxonomy places the organism in Eukaryota, Viridiplantae, Streptophyta, Magnoliopsida, Fabales, Fabaceae. The transcript has 12 exons.